GACCCGGGAGGCGGGGCCUGUGGGACAAGAUGGAGAUAGUGGAGGUCCUGAGGCGCGGGCUGCAGCAGAUCCGUGGUCAUGGCGGCCUCCGCGGCUAUCUACGGGUAUUUUUCAGAGCAAAUGAUGUGAGGGUUGGUACAUUAGUGGGAGAAGACAAAUAUGGCAACAGAUACUAUGAAGACAACAAGCAAUUUUUUGGCCGUCACCGAUGGGUUAUAUACACUACCGAAAUGAAUGGCAAAAAUACAUUCUGGGAUGUGGAUGGAAGCAUGGUGCCACCUGAAUGGCAUCGUUGGCUUCACUGUAUGACGGAUGAUCCUCCAACAACAAAACCACCUACUGCUCGUAAAUUUAUUUGGACAAACCAUAAAUUCAACGUGUCUGGCACCCCAGAACAAUAUGUACCUUAUUCCACCACUAGAAAGAAGAUUCAGGAGUGGGUCCCACCUUCAACACCUUAUAAGUAAAAACAGAUUAAACAUGCAAAAUACGGGCUCUUCAUGUAAUUGCACUUUUACUGCUGACCAUUAACUUAAUAAAAGUUGUUUGACUAA
Nycticebus coucang (slow loris) is the source of this 554-nucleotide messenger RNA. It is a transcript of the gene NDUFA12, whose product is annotated as NADH:ubiquinone oxidoreductase subunit A12. Gene Ontology annotation, biological process: mitochondrial respiratory chain complex I assembly; response to oxidative stress. Bases 30 to 467 code for a protein of 145 amino acids. The transcript has 4 exons. NCBI's taxonomy places the organism in Eukaryota, Metazoa, Chordata, Mammalia, Primates, Lorisidae. Gene Ontology annotation, cellular component: membrane. The record is from RefSeq and is a predicted model, not a curated record.